Molecule: messenger RNA, 831 nt
Organism: Seminavis robusta
Lineage: Eukaryota; Bacillariophyta; Bacillariophyceae; Naviculales; Naviculaceae
Source: the annotation of a GenBank genome assembly
AUGCCCCAAGAGGAAUCACCACCGCCCUGUAAUGAAAAAGGUGAAAUCAAGGCACUGGUCUUUCGCAUCGCCAAUAACAUGGAUGGAACUAUUCCACCUGAGAUUUCUUUUCUUGGCAAGAGCUUGCAACUAUUGAUGCUGAGUCGGCAACAUCAACUUAGGGGAUCUAUACCAACAGAGCUUGGGGAGUUAACACAAUUGACUGAGCUGGAAUUGGGAGCAACAGGCAUUUCUGGCACUCUUCCAAGAGAGCUCGGGCUUCUGACGAAACUUGGCCAAAUCAGACUCAUUCAAAACAAUUUAUUGGGGUCUCUUCCUUCCGAGCUUGGCAAAUUGGGCAACAUUACAAGAUUCAUGUUGCAUGGGACACAUCUUACAGAAAAGCUAGAUGUGAUUGCAUGUCCUAAACUGAACAUGGACUUUGUUCUUUCAGAAAUUGCCGAGAAUUUUCAACAGCUGCAAUGGCUCGUGCUCGUCCAAAGAGCACGCGGGGACAAGAUGCCAAUUCCAUCUCAUCUUGGCAAAUUGCCCAAACUAGCUGCUCUGACUUUGAACGACUGGAAUAUAUCUGACACAGUACCAAGCAACUUUGGGGAUUUGGCAUUGUUAAUAACGGACUCAUUUACAAGCUUACUGACUACUAUAAGGCUUCGUCUAAUCACUUGUCGUCGGGAUUUGGCAUUGUUGAAUAGAUUGAACCCGGAAAAUAAUUCCAUUUCUGGGACUUUUCCACAGAUGUUAUUCAAAUUGACAAAUAUGGCUUAUUUAUUUCUUGGUUCCAACAAUCUAGAGGGCAAGCUCCCAUUGGGUUUCUUUACACAGCUCACCUAG